Messenger RNA from Pyricularia grisea, 216 nucleotides. RefSeq lists its product as uncharacterized. NCBI's taxonomy places the organism in Eukaryota, Fungi, Ascomycota, Sordariomycetes, Magnaporthales, Pyriculariaceae. The coding region runs from base 1 to 216 and encodes 71 amino acids. The record is from RefSeq and is a predicted model, not a curated record. The transcript is spliced from 2 exons.
AUGACUGAGAACGAAGCCUCCAUCCACUUCACCUGCCUGUUCGACGUGGCCAGGGACGACGCCACAAAGGAUGUGCCGUUGGAAAGAUCUCGAGAGCUGGUCGAGUCUUUCGUCGACGUCCGAGACGAUUUUAACAACAGUGCCGAAAUCAUCAAAGAGCUCGUGACGCUCGUCCGUCCCACCAGGGAGGGACAUGGGGCUCUUUUAGCGCGCUGA